Molecule: messenger RNA, 2074 nt
Organism: Aedes aegypti (yellow fever mosquito)
Lineage: Eukaryota; Metazoa; Arthropoda; Insecta; Diptera; Culicidae
Gene: D2hgdh
Product: D-2-hydroxyglutarate dehydrogenase, mitochondrial
Exons: 5
Coding region: 342-1853 (503 amino acids)
Cellular component (GO): mitochondrion
Molecular function (GO): catalytic activity; FAD binding
Source: RefSeq, a predicted model, not a curated record
UGUGCCUACAUCUUUUCCUACGAUUGAAAACAAUAAUAUUAGCAUUUUUGCUUGCGUCCACCUUCAACGAAAUACUCUCAGAUAAAGUCCGCUCCGCACCGUUUGUGUGCGAUUGGGAUUAUUUCUGUUUCUUUAUUUUGCACGGUCUUUCGUGGCAACAAACUGAUAGCAAAACGAAAACAUCAAGGUUAAGUCAGUCUCUCGCAUCAUCUGUCGCCGGUAAAGUCGCCUUUCUAUUCGGGGUACGAAAAAGUUCUUACGGAGCGGUAUUUGUCACCAGACCUAUAAUUAGUCGAAAAUAUCCAGCUGUUCGGAAAAGUUUCUUUCAGAGAAGUUGUAAAAUGCUGCGAAUAUUAGGAAUGAAAAGUUUUCAUCAUUUUGAUAUUACUGCCAGACGCAUAAGGACGAUUCGUACCGUAAUUCCAUAUUCGAAGGAUAACUUCCAAAUCAAACGAGGCUCAUACGCAACUGUAGGAGAUGCAGACAUCAAACACUUUGAAAAUAUACUGCCAAACGGAAAUCAAAUUUUACUGGGAUUAGAUGAAACAGCCGGCUACAAUCGAGACUACUUCAAUUACGUACUAGGAUUGGGCGAAGUGGUUCUGAGACCGCGAACUACCGCCCAGGUGAGUGCCAUUUUGCAGCACUGCAACCGUCGCAAAUUGGCUGUUUCGGUGUACGGUGGCAAUACGGGCGUUUGUGGCGGAUCGAUACCAGUUUUCGAUGAAAUAGUUCUAUCGAUGGAGCUAAUGAACGGCAUAGAAUCCAUUGAUGAGUAUUCCGGGGUUUUACAAUGCGAAGCGGGAUGCAUUCUAGGGGUGUUGGAGGAGAAGCUUAGCCAGAAGGGAUUGAUCAUGCCACUUGAUCUGGGUUCGAAAAAUUCCUGCCACAUCGGAGGCAACGUGGCUACCAAUGCUGGUGGAAUACGUCUGAUGCGAUACGGUAAUUUACAAGGGUCAGUUCUCGGAUUGGAAGCAGUCAAAGCGGAUGGGACGGUAUUGGAUUUGAUGUCUCGUUUCCGUAAGGAUAACACGGGGUAUCAUUUGAAGAACAUAUUCAUCGGAUCGGAAGGAACCUUGGGUGUGAUGACACGAGUUGCAAUUGCUUGCCCGCCAGCCCCAACCACACAGAACGUGCUAUUUUUGGGCGUCCAGAACUACGAAUCGGUACUGAAAACUUUCAUCGAAUGUAAAAAACGACUUGGGGAAAUUUUAACCUCGUGUGAACUGAUCGAUAAGGAUGCGUUGCAGUGUUGUAUAGAGCAUUUGAAGCGAUCAUCACCGAUAGAAGAAUAUCCUUUCUAUAUGCUAAUUGAAACCACGGGUCGGAAUGUUGAACACGAUGAGCAGAAGGUGAAUGAUUUUCUGAAGCAAGUUUUAUCUUCUGGAAUCGUUGCGGAUGGAGUUGUUGCGAAUGAGCCUUCGAAAGUAAAGGAUCUUUGGCAACUGAGGGAACGUAUACCGGACGGAACAUUCAGUAAUAACUUUUGCCUCACGUAUGACUUGUCGCUGCCCCUGGGUAACUUCUACGAUAUUGUGCCGGCAAUGAAAACACGCGUUGGACAUUUGGUAAAAGUGGUCUGCGGCUUUGGACAUAUAGGCGAUUCUAACAUCCAUCUCAACAUUGCUGGAGACGAAUUAACACCCGAAAUUCGACAGCUCGUGGAUCCUUACGUUUACGAGUUCACGUCAAAACUCAGAGGAAGCGUUAGUGCCGAACACGGAAUUGGUCUUUUGAAACCCAAAUAUCUGAAGUAUUCCAAAACAAACGAAUCAAUACGAUUGAUGCAGCAGAUAAAGGCCUUUAUGGAUCCCAACGGCAUUCUUAAUCCCUAUAAAGUGAUAUCUAACUGAUGGUUUGAGCAUUCUACAUUCCAAUUUGAAAAAUUAACCAGCGAUGAAUAAAUAUUCCAGUUAUAUUGUACCUUGUGCAACUUGGCGUUUAUUUUUCUAUGUCUUUACAUCCUGUGACAGUCGGUAUGUACAUGCUAUUGUCCCUCACAUACUGAAUACAAAACUUGCAAUUUGCCGCCUUCCAUACAUCCAAACAAGAGAAGAACACACAAAUUCUUGCU